Exophiala bonariae is the source of this 1104-nucleotide messenger RNA. RefSeq lists its product as uncharacterized. Gene Ontology annotation, molecular function: metal ion binding; agmatinase activity. The transcript is spliced from 3 exons. The record is from RefSeq and is a predicted model, not a curated record. The coding region runs from base 1 to 1104 and encodes 367 amino acids. NCBI's taxonomy places the organism in Eukaryota, Fungi, Ascomycota, Eurotiomycetes, Chaetothyriales, Herpotrichiellaceae.
AUGUUGGAUAGCCUGCUUAAAUUCACUGCACUGGGCAUAAGCACAUAUGUCGCUGAUGCGGCGGCGAUGGGUGCGCGACACGCAUCCGAUUCGCAAACGCCGAUGAACAGCAGACAGACUUUUCGUGAGGCAUCAAUAUUUCGACCGGGGCAUGAUGUCGUCGGGGCUGCAGGGUCGGUACCCCCUGAAUUCCGCCUAUACGACAACUUUGGCAAGCAGAAUUCGAUGCCAGGGAUCGCAACAUUUGCUCACCUGAACUGGACCAACUGCUUCGCUCCUGAGAGCGACCACACAUUCGAUGUCGGGAUCGUAGGUAUGCCUUUCGAUCUGGGAGUGAGCUAUCGCCCAGGCCAGCGGUUUGGACCUGCAGCAGCAAGAACAGUCUCUCAGCGGAUGGCACCAUUCAUCUCCUAUAGUAUGGCUCAUGAUAUGAUGAAUCCAUUUCUGGACUGGGCAACGGUGGUCGACUGUGGAGAUAUCCCAAACUCACUCUUCGACAAGUACGAGGCUGUACAGGAACUCGGCCAAGGCUUGCAUCAUAUGGCGUCCCGAAACCCCAAAGCAGCAAAAAAGGGAGACCACGUCCGCCUCAUUACUAUCGGCGGCGACCACACGAUCACGCUGCCUUCCUUACGAGCCCUCUAUCCGAUCUGGGGUGAGAUGGCCGUCAUCCACUUCGACGCACACCUUGACUCGUGGAACCCCCGACAAUGGGGCGGCGGCAUCAACAAGUACGAUGAGCUCACCCACGGCACGCUGCUCCAUUUUGCCCACGAAGAAGGCUUGCUCAAGAACAACAGUGGUAUCCACGUUGGCACCCGGGCUCUCCUCUUCGACCGCACCGAAGACCUCCGACACGAUGCUGAGUGCGGUUUCGAAUCCGUCAUGGCAACUGAGAUUGACCGAAGCGAUGUGGGCAUCGAUGGUGUCAUCAAACGGAUCAUAGGCCGGGUGGGUACGGAGACUCCCGUCUACGUGACUAUUGAUAUUGAUGUUCUCGACGCCGGUGAGUUCGAUUCCAAGUUUAACCCUUUUUAUUUGGGUGGAAUGGCUGAUAUUGAGUCUGCACAGCGUUUGCCCCGGCCACAGGAUGCACCGAGAUAG